Messenger RNA from Maudiozyma barnettii, 1926 nucleotides. It is a transcript of the gene ECM3, whose product is annotated as putative ATPase ECM3. The transcript has a single exon. Gene Ontology annotation, biological process: transmembrane transport. NCBI's taxonomy places the organism in Eukaryota, Fungi, Ascomycota, Saccharomycetes, Saccharomycetales, Saccharomycetaceae. Gene Ontology annotation, cellular component: membrane. Bases 1 to 1926 code for a protein of 641 amino acids. The record is from RefSeq and is a predicted model, not a curated record.
AUGCAUGAAACUUUGGGUCAGGUCAUUUGGAUCGCUGUUAAACCUAUCAUCAAGAUCUACUUGAUUAUUGGUGUUGGUUUCGGUCUAUGUAAAAUGGGUAUCUUAACAGCAGAUGCCACUAGAAGUAUUUCGGAUAUCGUCCUUACUGUGUUACUACCUUCUCUGUCAUUUAACAAGAUUGUUGGUAAUAUUGAAGAUCAAGAUAUUAAAUUCGUCGGUAUUAUUUGUUUAACUUCAAUUCUAAUUUUUGCUACAGGUUUAGGAUGUGCUUAUAUCAUCAAGAAAACUUUACCAGUUCCAAAAGCUUGGGGUGGUGGUAUCUUAGCAGGUGGUAUGUUCCCAAAUAUUAGUGAUUUACCGAUCGCUUAUUUACAAACUUUGGAUCAAAGUGGUAUGUUUACUACAGAAGAAGGUAAUAAAGGUGUUGCUAAUGUUAUUAUCUUCCUGGCAAUGUUCUUAUUCUGUGUCUUUAAUCUAGGUGGGUUCCGUCUUAUUGAAAAUGAUUUCAAUUAUAAAGAUGAAGAGAGUGGUGUUAGAGAUAGCGAAAGAUCAUCGAUAGCCUCUCCAUUGGCUUCCAUCCCUGAAGAAGGUGAAUUUCAAGCCAGUAAUAAUAAUGAUAUGUCUUCAAGUUCUUCUUCUUUGAGUGGGAAAUCUCACUCUGUAGUAAAUGGCGAAAAAAAUGGUUUCAACAGUAGUUCUGAGACACCAUCUGAACUUAAUCACGAUCAAGAAAAAAAUAUGGUAACUAAAUUGGGUGCAGGUAAUUCCUCAUCUUCAUUUAAUCAAAAUUUGGAAAAUUCAACUACUGAAGAUCUUGGUGAUAUGCCAAUGGCCUCAGGUAACAAUAACGAUUUACAAUCUGUUCAAUCAUCUAUUGCCACAUCUGUUGACUCUCAUGGAUCAGCUGGCGAUUAUAACCGUGAAUUAGGUAUCCCUGCUGCUAGACGUACUAUGAGUCAACCGGUCGCUUUCACCGAAGAAGAUAAUGGUUCUUUAGGCAGACGUCAAACUUACAGUCAAUACAGUUUGAACUCUGAACUGGCUUUGACUCCGGUUCGUUCUUUGGAUAAACGUGAUUUUCCAGCUGAAGAUAUGAAUGAUAUCGUUAGAGAAUAUUCUAAUGUUGAUCAAUACGGUCAAAGAAGAGCCUCCGUCGUUGCUUUACAAAAUGAAGAUCCUUCUAACGAUCAAGCUUCUCACACAUCAAGUCUACAAAGAAUUAAAUCCUCAAAUUUGACAAAGAUUUUAACAUCUGAUGCUACCGUUAGUAAGAAAGAUAUUGAAGAAUCUGGUAGUUCGUUACCAAAGUGCAUCCAAAAGUUCCCAUUGACUCCAUUCAUCGUCUUCUUCUUAAAGAAUUGUUUGAGACCUUGUUCCAUGGCUGUCAUUGUUGCUCUAACAAUCGCUUUCAUUCCAUGGGUUAAGGCUUUGUUUGUUACAUCUAAUAACACCCCACAUAUUAAACAAGCUCCAGAUGAGCAACCAGCUUUAAGUUUUUUCAUGGAUUUCACAAGUUACGUCGGUGCCGCCUCUGUUCCUUUCGGUUUAAUCUUGUUAGGUGCGACUCUAGGUAGAUUAAAGAUUCAGAAAUUAUAUCCAGGUUUCUGGAAAUCUGCCGUCUUAUUGGUGUUCCUAAAGCAAUGUAUUAUGCCUAUUUUUGGUGUCUUAUGGGCCGAUCGUCUAGUUAAAGCAGGUUGGUUAGACAGAGAAAAGGAUGAAAUGUUACUGUUUGUUAUGACUAUCAAUUGGGCCCUACCAACAAUGACUACUUUGAUUUAUUUCACAGCAAGUUAUACCCCUCUUGAUUGUGAGGAUCCAAUUCAAAUGGAAUGUACUGCUUUCUUCCUUAUGUUACAAUAUCCAUUGUUGGUAAUCAGUCUUCCAUUCGUUGUCACUUAUUACUUGAAGGUCUACUUGAAGAAGUAA